Messenger RNA from Soboliphyme baturini, 237 nucleotides. The record is from the annotation of a GenBank genome assembly. Lineage: Eukaryota; Metazoa; Nematoda; Enoplea; Dioctophymatida; Soboliphymatidae.
UCUUGCCUGCCGGUUCUACUCACCCAGCCGUACAGCAUCUGUGGAGGAUUGGAGACGAUGCGACCGUUCGUCGACCGACUGGCAGGUCGAUCGGCGUUUCGAUCCCCAGCUUUCGAUGGAAAAUGCGAAACGGAAAUUCAGCGCCUCUGCCGCGAAUGCCCUUGUGAAUACAAAACGAUGAAAGGACUUUCCGUCCGAUGGGUCACAUUUUACGGUUCGCUUCGUGCCUUUCCUUAA